AAAAUAAAGUUCUCAGUUAAGUCCCGCCUUCUUUCGUGACGCAGCAGUUACGUUAUUUGAUUGACGGACAGGUAAGGCGACACCGGCCGCCAUAUUGGGAACGACCGGAAGUAAGACGCAAGAGGAGGAGGGAGGGAGGAAGAGAUCAGUGAAGUCGAUCAGUUUCCGAGAAAAGGCCGAACCGGGUCCGGAGUUGGUGUCGGCGGAGGAAGGGGCGGUCUUUGCGCCAGAACCGGAAUCGGAGUCAGUCCGCUCGGCUCGGUUCUGCCGACUCACAGAAAAGAAACGGGAAACAUUUCUGAAGAGGAGGCGGCAGGAGUCAAGGAGUCGACGGAGGGAGGAUCAAAGCGGACCCGAACAGAGGAAGAGGAAGAGGAGAAGAAGAAGAAGAAGAGGAGGAGGAGGAGAAGAUGCCUCUGGCUCAGCUGGUGGAUCCAUGGAGGAAGGUGCCGGUGGGGGGGACAUCCGGAGAGGACGCUCAUCAGGACCACGAGGACUCCAUGAUAGAGGAUGACUCCAUGCCCGUCUGCGCUGAUGACGUUCCCAUCAAAGAGAUCAACAUCACACAUCUGGUGAAGGAAGGCUCGGAGAAGGCCGAUCCGCGGCAGUUCGAGCUACGCAAAGUCCUGGGACAAGGCUCCUUCGGCAAGGUGUUUUUGGUGAGGAAGAUCACAGGGCCAGAUGCUGGUCAGCUGUACGCCAUGAAGGUCCUGAAGAAAGCUACGCUGAAAGUUCGUGACCGAGUCAGGACGAAGAUGGAGCGGGACAUCCUGGUUGAGGUCAACCAUCCCUUCAUUGUCAAGCUCCACUACGCGUUUCAGACGGAGGGGAAGCUCUACCUGAUCCUGGACUUUCUCAAAGGUGGAGAUCUCUUCACCCGGCUCUCCAAAGAGGUAAUGUUCACAGAAGAAGAUGUGAAGUUCUACCUGGCAGAACUCGCUCUGGCUCUGGACCACCUCCACGGCCUCGGCAUCAUUUACAGAGACCUGAAGCCUGAAAACAUCCUGCUGGAUGAGGACGGACACAUCAAGCUGACCGACUUCGGCCUCAGUAAGGAGUCCAUAGACCACGAGAACAAAGCCUACUCCUUCUGUGGGACGGUGGAGUACAUGGCUCCUGAGGUGGUGAACAGGCGGGGGCACACGCAGAGCGCCGACUGGUGGUCGUACGGCGUGCUCAUGUUCGAGAUGCUGACGGGAACGCUGCCUUUUCAAGGCAAAGACCGGAAAGAGACGAUGACAAUGAUUCUCAAAGCCAAGUUGGGAAUGCCGCAGUUUCUCAGUGCUGAAGCCCAAAGUCUCCUCAGGAACCUUUUCAAACGCAACCCUGCCAACAGAUUAGGCGCCGGAGCAGAUGGAGUAGAGGGGAUCAAAAGGCAUCAGUUCUUCAGCACCAUCGACUGGAAUAAACUCUUCCGCAGAGAGAUUCGGCCUCCUUUCAAACCGGCUGCAGGACGAUCUGACGAUACGUUCUAUUUUGAUCCGGAGUUCACAGCUAAAACACCCAGAGACUCACCAGGGGUCCCGCCAAGCGCCAACGCCCAUCAGCUCUUCAGAGGAUUCAGUUUUGUGGCCAUAACAGAGGAGGAAGCACAGCCAGUACCCAAUACUAUUGUACAGCAACUUCACAGAAGCACAUCCCAGUUUUCAGACGCGUAUGAGAUUAAAGAGGACAUCGGCGUCGGUUCUUACUCCAUAUGUAAACGCUGUAUACACAAAGGAACCAGCAUGGAGUACGCAGUCAAGAUCAUUAACAAGGCGAAGAGAGACCCGACAGAGGAGGUGGAGAUCCUGCUGAGAUAUGGACAGCAUCCUAACAUCAUCACCCUGAAGGACGUGUAUGACGACGGCCGCUCGGUGUUCCUGGUGACGGAGCUGAUGAAAGGAGGCGAGCUGCUGGACAAAAUCCUCCGACAGAAGUUUUUCUCCGAGCGAGAAGCCAGCGCCGUCCUCUACACCAUCACCAAGACCAUGGAGUACCUGCACGUCAACGGGGUGGUUCACCGGGACCUGAAGCCCAGUAACAUCCUGUACGUGGACGAGAGCGGGAACGCCGAGUCCAUCCGGAUCUGCGACUUCGGUUUCGCCAAACAGCUGCGAGCGGAGAACGGCCUGCUCAUGACGCCGUGUUACACCGCCAACUUCGUGGCUCCGGAGGUUUUGAAGAAGCAGGGUUACGACGCAGCCUGUGACAUCUGGAGUCUGGGGGUUCUGCUCUACACGAUGCUGACGGGUUUCACUCCGUUUGCUAACGGCCCAGAGGACACUCCGGAGGAGAUUCUGUCCCGGAUCGGCAGCGGGAAGUUCUCCCUGACAGGAGGGUACUGGAACUCAGUUUCUGCUGAAGCAAAGGAUCUGGUGUCGAAGAUGCUGCAUGUGGACCCCCACCGGAGACUGACUGCGGGUCAAGUCCUCAGACACCCCUGGGUGACCCGCCGAGACCAGCUGCCCAAAUACACCCUGAACAGACAGGAAGCACCACAUCUGGUCAAGGGGGCGAUGGCGGCCACGUACUCUGCGCUGAGCAGGAACGUGGCCACGGUUCUGGACCCGGUGGGCUGCUCCUCUCUGGCUCAGCGGAGGGGGCUGAAGAAAAUCACCUCCACCGCUCUGUGACCUCCUCCUUCUCCUCCUGUCAACUCUGACCUCGAUCCCACCACCGCCGGCCUCCUCCUUCCCCUCCAGUCCGAUCCGGUCCGGUCCAGUGGGACAGACUACUGAUAGAGCUGAUAAGCCAAAUAGGAGCACAAACACCCCCCUACCCCCUUCCCCUCCCUGGACUCUUCUGAUCGGAUCUCUUCUUUCUUACUGUCAGCUUUAGCCUCGCCGAUCGACGGCUGGACCAGAACCGGAACCCGUCGACCCGUUUCUGCUUUGGACAAUCAGCACUGCCUCUCAGAGCAGCAGCGCGUCAGGAAGAUGAAAGUAUUUAUUCACCUCGCACAGGUAGUCAUAGGAUCAAUCGGAGGUAUGCGUUUUUAAUUUUUGUCGCAGAUUCAAACCUUCAGUCGCCUCUGAGACGACGCCGGCGGCAGAAAUCAGGAGGCAGAGAAAAGUCUGGUCUUUAGCGGGAGAAUCAGUACGUUUUGUUCUGACUUUUAAAUAUAAAAUUUUAAUUAAACAUUCAGUUUAUCCAAAA
This is a messenger RNA of Nematolebias whitei (Rio pearlfish), 3138 nucleotides long. RefSeq names its product ribosomal protein S6 kinase, polypeptide 3b (gene rps6ka3b). The record is from RefSeq and is a predicted model, not a curated record. Gene Ontology annotation, biological process: protein phosphorylation; intracellular signal transduction. Lineage: Eukaryota; Metazoa; Chordata; Actinopteri; Cyprinodontiformes; Rivulidae. Gene Ontology annotation, molecular function: ATP binding; ribosomal protein S6 kinase activity; magnesium ion binding. The transcript is spliced from 22 exons. The coding region runs from base 411 to 2615 and encodes 734 amino acids.